CCAGCAACAGAAGUAUUUCCGGGGUUGGCGGAGCGGCGAGUCGGCGGCGCUGGGUGCGGUGAGGGAGGAGGUGAUGUUCUAAUCAUGUCAGAUAAAGAUGAUACUGAGACUCCAGUAAUAACCGAGACAACACCCAUCCUUAAAGAUGAAAUCCGUGAGCCAGACAAGAAUUCUGAGUCUGUUGACCAAAGUGCCAAGCCAGAGAGUGAAUCAGAACUUGUGGCGUCCACUCGUAGAAGACCAGAGAUCAAACCAUCCAGUGACCUUGAAACUUCAAAAGUUCAGGAGACUGUUUCUAAAGAUGUAACCCAGACUGGAUGGGGCUACUGGGGAAGCUGGGGCAAGUCCUUGCUCUCCUCAGCUUCAGCUACAGUGGCUACAGUAGGACAAGGUAUUUCAAAUGUCAUUGAGAAGGCAGAGACUUCCCUUGGGAUCCCUAGUCCCAGUGAAAUUUCCUCUGAAGUCAAGUUUGCAGCAGAAGAGACAAGUACCAGAGAGAAUGAAAACUCCUUGGUGGCUGGUCCGUUUGGUGUAUUCUCGACCAUUUCUUCUGCUGUUCAGAGCACAGGAAAGAGCGUUAUUGCUGGAGGCUUGGAUGCCUUAGAAUUCAUUGGGAAAAAGACAAUGGAUGUAAUAGCAGAAGGGGAUCCUGGCUUUAAAAGAACUAAGGGUCUGAUGAACCGAAAUUCUACACUAUCUCAGGUUUUACGAGAGGCGAAGGAGAAAGAAGAGCUAUGGACCUCCAAUGAGGUUACCAUGGAAACUGACAAAAAUACUCAUUAUGGGCUACUCUUUGAUGAAUUUCAAGGCCUUUCCCAUCUAGAAGCUCUGGAGAUGCUUUCCCAAGAAAGUGAAAUAAAGGUGAAGUCUGUACUUAAUUCUCUGAGUGGAGAAGAAUUAGAGACCCUAAAACUUGAAUUAGAGCAACUCAAAGAAGCAUUUUCCCUAGCAGAGUUCUGUGAUGAAGAGGAAGAAGAGAGAAAAGGGGAUGAAGAUUUUACCAAAGAGAUAACAGAGCUGUUUUCCCAGCUGCGCGUCUCUUCCAAACCAGAGAAACUUGCCAGGGCAAGAAAUACUGCUUAUGAAUGGAUCAAGGCAAAGACAUUAGCAGAGAGAAAAGAAGAAGAACAGUUGGAGGGAGAAAAUGCUGGAAAAGUCUCUAAAAGUUCAGUAGAGGAUAUCCAUGCAUUUGCAAUCCGGAGCCUAGCAGAAUUGACUGCUUGCUCAAUUGAACUGUUUCACAAAACAGCAGCAUUGGUUCUCCACGGCCAGAAGCAGGAUGUGACAGCCAUAGAAAGGAGCCAGACUCUUUCCCAGGUGACAGUUGUGUUGUGUAAAGAGCUGUCCUCUCUAUCUAAAGAGUUCACCACCUCCCUGACCACUGCUGGGGUCAAAGAAAAGGCAGAUGCCCUUAACCCAUUAAUCACUGCAGUAUUUCUAGAGGCAUCAAACAGUGCUUCCUAUAUCCAGGAUGCCUUUCAGCUACUCUUACCCGUGUUGGAGAUCUCUCUCAUUGAGAACAGGACUGAAUCACCUACACAUGAACUACAAGUCCAGAAGCCUUUGUCAGAACAUUGAAGAACACAAGAUUUUCACCUGGGAUUUAUGGUAGUCAAGAAAUGGCCACAUAAAAUGUCAGGCAGGAGAACAAGUUUAAAGUAUAAGUUUAUUUCUUCAUUUGGCUGAAGGAUUCAGGUCCUUGUAUUACUCUUUACAGUUGUUAUAAUUAAUAAAUUAUUUAAAAAUCAAUAUUUGGAGAAAGUCCAAGAAUAAUAGCUUUACACAAAGACUAGUGGGGCACUCAAGCAAACAUACUUGUCUUUGAUAUGUUGCAAAACACUAAUAAUUUUGUUAUGGAUAUAAUUUACAGCUGAUGGAUAAAAUUGGUUGUUAAGUAAGUGAAAAAUAAUUGAAUUCGUUGUUCUAGAAUUCACAGCAUGCUUGGUUUAUUAAUGUCAUGUAUUUUCUCCUUUCUAGAAUAAAGUCUGUGGCUUUAAGUAAACUAGGUAUAUGUAAAUUCUGAAAUGAUUACCCUUUACUAUGUAAAUUCUUGGAAGUGCUUGGGAAAUUUAAUCCUGUCUUAAAUUCUCAGUAGAUCUUUGGCAUUAAGGAGAAUUUUCUAGAAUAUUAUACUUACAGCCACGUGACCUAUAAAGCAAAGUACCUUUGGCUUCAAAUAACUCUCCCACCCCAGAUAACAAGCUUCAGUUGUAGUCAGCUUUUACUCAAGUGGAUUCAAGGCCAAUAAGUUCAAUUUAGAGAACUAGUUUUGUGUUUGCAGAUACUCCACGUGUCUUUGGGUUAUUUUUUGUUACCAUUUUUUGCAAAAUCUUUAUGCAGGAUAAAUUCUUUAAUAGUGAACUCCAGGGGAGUGCUGAAGCCCUUUGUUAGUGGGCUUUUGUUGUUUAUUGUUGAAGUCAGUCAUACACUCAUACACAUGAUGUUAUUUCUAACAGGAUUUAAUCUGGAAUACAUUUUUUUCUUGUUCUUUUUUGUUUUAAUGUAUUAUUUAGCAUGCUUUUGAAUACCACUUUUGUCCUCCAGAUCUUAAGUUUUUUUGUUCUUUUCAAACAUGAAAAGCUAUUUUGGUAUCCACCUUUUUAAGGAAGUUUUCCAACUUUGCGGUUUUUAGUAAUGGAGGAAACUUUUGUGAGCUCUGCCUCUUACCUUCUAAAUUCCUUAAAAUAAAAUGUAAUUGUACGCA
Chinchilla lanigera (long-tailed chinchilla) is the source of this 2704-nucleotide messenger RNA. It is a transcript of the gene Fam114a2, whose product is annotated as family with sequence similarity 114, member A2. Bases 85 to 1578 code for a protein of 497 amino acids. The transcript is spliced from 14 exons. The record is from RefSeq and is a predicted model, not a curated record. Lineage: Eukaryota; Metazoa; Chordata; Mammalia; Rodentia; Chinchillidae.